Messenger RNA from Tetrapisispora phaffii CBS 4417, 369 nucleotides. It is a transcript of the gene RPB9, whose product is annotated as DNA-directed RNA polymerase II core subunit RPB9. Gene Ontology annotation, molecular function: nucleic acid binding; DNA-directed RNA polymerase activity; zinc ion binding. Gene Ontology annotation, cellular component: RNA polymerase II, core complex. Gene Ontology annotation, biological process: transcription-coupled nucleotide-excision repair; maintenance of transcriptional fidelity during transcription elongation by RNA polymerase II; transcription initiation at RNA polymerase II promoter. The record is from RefSeq and is a predicted model, not a curated record. The transcript has a single exon. NCBI's taxonomy places the organism in Eukaryota, Fungi, Ascomycota, Saccharomycetes, Saccharomycetales, Saccharomycetaceae. The coding region runs from base 1 to 369 and encodes 122 amino acids.
AUGACUACAUUUAAGUUUUGUCGUGAUUGUAACAAUAUGCUUUAUCCAAGAGAGGAUAGAGAAAAUAUGAGAUUGCUAUUCGAAUGUAGAACUUGUUCUUAUGUUGAAGAAGCUGGUACUCCAUUAGUUUAUAGACAUGAAUUGAUUACAAACAUUGGUGAAACUGCAGGUGUGGUUCAAGAUAUUGGUUCAGAUCCUACUCUACCGAGAUCAGACAGAGAGUGUCCUAAAUGUCAUGGUAAGGAUAAUUGUUUUUUUCAAUCACAACAAAGAAGAAAGGACACAUCUAUGGUGCUGUUUUUUGUCUGUUUGAGUUGUUCACAUAUAUUCACUUCAGAUCAAAAGAAUAAAAGAACACAAUUCUCAUGA